Molecule: messenger RNA, 2321 nt
Organism: Cebus imitator (Panamanian white-faced capuchin)
Lineage: Eukaryota; Metazoa; Chordata; Mammalia; Primates; Cebidae
Gene: IPMK
Product: inositol polyphosphate multikinase
Exons: 6
Coding region: 328-1578 (416 amino acids)
Biological process (GO): inositol phosphate biosynthetic process
Cellular component (GO): cytoplasm; nucleus
Molecular function (GO): inositol tetrakisphosphate kinase activity; inositol-1,4,5-trisphosphate 3-kinase activity
Source: RefSeq, a predicted model, not a curated record
AGGGCCCCAGGGAGCGCGGGGCGCCGCUGCCGCUGCUCUUCGGCUCGGUUCUGUCUACUGGGCAGCGCCGGGCCGGCAGCUGGGGGGCGGAGGAGCAGGAGCCGGGAGCCGCGCUCUGCCGAGAGUUGGGCAGAGGAGCACCAGCGCCCCGCUCGGCAUCAUGGGCCCACUCCCCGGGCCUCAGCGGGCACCAGCCGCGGGAACCCCCGGGCCUCCUCGCGCCCGAGCCUGAGCGACCCCCGGGUUCUCCGGUGCCCCCUCCCUCGCCCUAUUUUUUUUUUUAAUUUUUUUCGGCUCUCGCUGCCGCUACCGCUUCGGGUCUCCGUUAUGGCAACAGAGCCACCAUCCCCCAUCCGGCUCGAGGCUCCGGGUCCCCCAGAAAUGCGGACCCCACUGGCAAUCGAGGCCACCCCUGACGGCGCCCCGCAGCCGGCUGGCGGCAGACUCCGCUUCCUCAACGGCUGCGUGCCCCUCUCGCAUCAGGUGGCUGGGCACAUGUACGGGAAGGACAAAGUGGGUAUACUGCAACAUCCAGAUGGCACAGUUUUGAAACAGUUACAACCACCUCCAAGGGGCCCAAGAGAGCUGGAAUUCUAUAAUAUGGUUUAUGCUGCUGACUGUACUGAUGGUGUUCUUCUAGAGCUACGAAAAUAUUUACCAAAAUAUUAUGGCAUCUGGUCACCUCCCACUGCACCAAAUGAUUUAUACCUAAAACUGGAAGAUGUGACCCAUAAAUUUAAUAAGCCCUGUAUAAUGGAUGUAAAGAUAGGGCAAAAAAGCUAUGAUCCUUUUGCCUCAUCUGAGAAGAUUCAGCAACAGGUCAGCAAGUACCCAUUAAUGGAAGAGAUUGGGUUCUUGGUGCUUGGCAUGAGGGUGUAUCAUAUUCAUUCCGAUAGCUAUGAGACACAAAACCAGCAUUAUGGAAGAAGCUUAACAAAAGAAACUAUAAAGGAUGGAGUCUCUAGAUUUUUUCAUAAUGGGUACUGCUUAAGAAAAGAUGCUGUUGCUGCCAGUAUUCAGAAGAUUGAGAAAAUUCUGCAGUGGUUUGAAAACCAGAAGCAGCUUAACUUUUACGCAAGUUCAUUACUGUUUGUUUAUGAAGGUUCAUCUCAGCCAACCACUACAAAACUGAAUGACAGAAUUUUGGCGGAAAAGUUUUUGUCCAAAGGACCACUGUCAGACACAGAAGUACUAGAGUACAAUAAUAACUUUCAUGUGUUAAGUUCCACAGUGAAUGGAAAAAUAGAGUCUUCAGUAGGCAAAAGCUUGUCCAAGAUGUAUGCUCGUCACAGGAAAAUGUAUAUAAAAAAGCAUCACAGUCAGACUUCAUUGAAAGUUGAAAAUCUGGACCAAGACAAUGGAUGGAAAAGCAUGUCACAGGAACAUUUAAAUGGAAAUGUACUUUCCCAACUGGAAAAAGUUUUCUACCAUCUUCCCACUGGUUGUCAAGAGAUUGCUGAAGUAGAAGUGCGAAUGAUAGAUUUUGCUCAUGUGUUCCCUAGCAACACAGUAGAUGAGGGAUACGUUUAUGGGCUAAAACAUUUAAUUUCUGUACUUCAAAGUAUUUUAGACAAUUGAAUACUUUGUUGCAGUUUUUUUUAAGGGGUGGGCCAAUCAUAAUGAAGAGCAGCAGUCAAUAUCUCUGCACCUGUAAUGCUAUGUAAAAAUUUGUAUUGUGAGUCAACAUUUUAUUUGUCUUUCUACUUUUGGAAGAAAGGUUAACUUUUUUAUAAUCUUACUCAGGAAAACUAAUUAUUUGUUUAUUAGAAAACUAUGAAGAAUAAAGAAACUUAGGAAUGUUAAGCAGGGAAUGUGGUGGUACAUGGCUUAAACAUCUUUUUGGCUCAAGUAAAAUGCAAACCAUUAUUCAGUCAUUAAGAGUUUAGUUAGUUUUCUGUAGCCAAUUCAUGAAAUCUCUGUCCACCCAACAUUGACAACGAGCCAUAUCUAAACUAUUAUAUUAUUAGAACACCUACCAAAAUCUCAAAAGCACAGGUUGAUGUCCUUAGUAUUGCUAUGUAUGAAGUUACUAAAACUGGAGAAAAUUCUACUCAGAAAUAAGUACUGUUUAGGUUUUAUAUUAAAAGUUCAGGCCAGCGUAUCAAAAGGUGCUUCUUGGUGAAAUGAUUUAGAAUUGUUGCAUUCCAAAAGCAGGUUUUCUCUUUGAUUUUUUACAUCUCUCUCUCUCUCUCCAAAUAUUAUACUUCAUGAAAAAGACGAUGUGGAUGACAACAACAAAAAUCUUGAAAUUAAGGACACAUUAAUUGUUCUUACUGGGGUUAGAAGAAGAGAGAUGUUAUUUUCAAGGAACAAAAAAAAAA